AUGGACCACGACUUUGAGAUGCAGCCGCAUGGGGCCCCCGGCCCCGGAAACUCCUUCUCCCACAGCCACCUGCUGGGCCGCCCAGCCCGCCCCUCGAAGCUCCCCGGUGGGGUGUCGCCUCUCAUCCCUGUUCUCAGGAAGACCUUCCAUCUGGAUGCUUUUCCUCCGAGCCACAUCCCGCAGGCUUCCAGCCGGUCGGGCCUCGGGGUGAGGGCCUGGAGCGUGUCCUCCCAGGAGACUGGCAAGAGCCUGGCAUCCAGGAAGUUCAGCUCCAUCUCCUUAACAGUCCAUCCGCACAGACAGGCACGGCCCCUGGGCCCCCUACCUUCUCACUGGGAAGAGCUGUCCAGCCCGGGCAAGGAGGCGGCCACCCACGGAGGAGGGAGGCUGCCCACAGUUGGUUCGUCAUCGGUGACCCUAGUGCCAGGGGACAGGGUCCACUCUGAGGGCCCAGGGAACCCAGGUCUGGCCAAACCCAGCAGGAUGCCCACAGUGGAGAAGCCCCUGGUGAGUUCAUAUCUGACUCUACCGUUCCAGUCCCGCUUAGCUCCGAGUCCACCAGGUCCUGCGGGGCUGGGCUCAGUGGGUCCAAGGCACCCCGUCCCAGUGACUGCACACGUGCCUGCCAGAGCUUCUCCAGGAAGAGGCAAGCCCCGGUGCAGGGGUAUUCCAAGACCCCGGCUGCAUCUCCAAAGGGCCUCCCCUACCUCGGGGCCCACGAUGGCCAUGGACUUGGCUGCUCUGGAUAAGAGGCCAGGCACAGCCAGCCGUUUAUCCACAAGGGCCACCAACAGACCCGGUUUGACUGUCAACUUGGCUACACCAAAUCCAUCCAGACUGGACACAGGCAUUGAGUCCCCUGAUCUGGAUACCAAUCUGGGAUCUGCUAUGGAUGUGGCUGCAGCAAGCACGACCAAGCCUGGAGGGGGCAUGGACUCGGUAACCCCAGACCCAGACAAGGUGGGCAAAGCCAUAGCUACAGCAGGCACAGCCAAGCCAGAAACAACCACAGGGGGUGCAGCCAUGGAACGGGCAGCCCCAGAUCCAGUCAGGCUGGGCACAGCCAGGCCGGACACAGUCAUGCUGGCGAACACAGCCAAGCUGGGUGUGACUACGAAUUCUCCAGCUCUGGAUACAAGCAGGUUGGUCAUAGCCAUGGGUCCAGCUGUGCCAGUCGCCCCAGACCCGGCCGCUGGCGAGACCACACUGGACAGUGUCAUUAACCUGAUGACACCAGACGUUGCCGCCCACCCAUCAGUGCUGAGCCAAAGCACAGACACAGCCCUGGGCCACCCUACAGCAGAUGCUGCCACGGACUGGGCCACAGAGCUGGACCGGGCCAGAGAAACCAAAGGGCUCCCAGAGACCAGGACGGACGCAGCCAUGUCAGAGCUGGUGCCUGAGCCCAGGCCUAAGCCGGCAGUGCCCAUGAAGCCCGUCGGCAUCAACCCCAACCUGCUGGGCUACAUCGGCAUCGACACCAUCAUCGAGCAGAUGCGCAAGAAGACCAUGAAGACCGGCUUUGACUUCAACAUCAUGGUGGUCGGUCAGAGUGGACUGGGCAAGUCAACACUGGUCAACACCCUCUUCAAAUCCCAAGUGAGCCGCAAGGCCUCCAGCUGGAACCGGGAGGAGAAGAUUCCCAAGACGGUGGAAAUCAAAGCUAUUGGGCAUGUGAUCGAGGAAGGUGGUGUCAAGAUGAAGCUGACUGUCAUUGACACCCCAGGCUUUGGAGACCAGAUCAACAAUGAAAACUGCUGGGAGCCCAUUGAGAAGUACAUCAAUGAGCAGUACGAGAAGUUCCUGAAGGAGGAGGUGAACAUCGCCAGGAAGAAACGCAUCCCUGACACUCGCGUCCACUGCUGCCUCUACUUCAUCUCCCCGACCGGACACUCCUUGCGACCUCUCGACCUGGAGUUCAUGAAACACCUCAGCAAAGUUGUGAACAUCAUCCCCGUCAUUGCUAAGGCUGACACCAUGACCCUGGAGGAGAAGUCUGAAUUCAAGCAAAGGGUUCGAAAGGAGCUUGAAGUGAAUGGCAUUGAAUUCUACCCACAGAAGGAAUUUGAUGAGGAUUUGGAGGACAAGACAGAGAAUGACAAAAUCCGGCAGGAGAGCAUGCCUUUCGCUGUGGUGGGAAGUGACAAGGAGUACCAAGUGAAUGGCAAGCGGGUCCUUGGCAGAAAAACUCCCUGGGGCAUCAUUGAAGUGGAAAACCUCAACCACUGUGAGUUUGCCCUGCUUCGAGACUUUGUCAUCAGGACCCACCUCCAGGACCUCAAGGAAGUAACACACAACAUCCACUACGAGACCUACAGGGCCAAGCGUCUUAAUGACAAUGGAGGCCUCCCUCCGGGAGAAGGCCUCCUGGGCACUGUCCUUCCACCCGUGCCAGCCACCCCCUGCCCCACUGCCGAAUGAAGGCCAUUUCAAGCGCCGCUCCUCCCUCCAUUCCUCUCAGCUCUUCUUGCUGCAGGGCCAUGCGCUCUUUAGUGCUGUGCGUGCGUGUCGGGCCCACCACCACAGCCCCUCUCAGCCCUCAGCAGAUGGGAGGGGCCAGCUGCCUCUUUAGGACAGUUGCUGCUUCCAUUUAUCCACACCACCCCUCUCCUCCCAGUUGGAAUGGAGUUCCCGCCAGCAUUGCCCUCCUCCAUCGUCUGUGUCAGCCGGUCCUAGCCCAUCUGUAGGGUGAAAGAACUCACCAAGAGCUUCUUCUGCCCUUGCAAACCCAUAUCAGCUACUUGUAACCAUCUCCAAGGGAUAUGGCGUUGCUCCCUGUCCGUUCAUCUGCAUGAGCUGCUCUUGACUUCCUUAAAGGGUCAAGAAAGCAACUUUUCUGCUUGUCGGAUUUGUUGACGUCAGCUGUGUGAGCCCCAACGUGGGACAAGGGUGUCUCCUUCAUUGCUUAAAGCUUAUUUGUAAGGAUGGGUCACUCCAGAUGUGGGGGAGCAAGGGCUAGGAUCACUUUUUUAAAAAAAAUCACCGCUGGUGACUGGCCCAGAGUGCAGCCACAUACCCUCCCUACCCCACAUAGCAGCCAUUUAGGAAUGGUGGUUUUCCUGAAGAGACAUUCCUGGAGUUGACUUCCUUAUCCUUAUAUUUUAAAUAAGAACUAAACACACAUACCGAAUUCCAGAAGCUCACGAAAUGUGAACUCUAGGAAGAAAAAAAGCACCCUUCUGUCCACUUAGCAAUAAGAGGGAAUCUUUUCCCACCUACCCUGGCUACUCCUACACCCCACCCCUCCCCUACUCCAUUAAUGUGAGUAAUGAAUUAGCCUGGCCACAGUCGGUUACUGUAGGCUAGUGGAAAAUCCCCAGUGGAAGGCAAAGCCCUCCUAUCAGAUGCAUGAAUGUUUGCGAAUGUCGGCUGCCACUGCCCACCCCUGCACUGUGUCUUUAUGGACUACCCCUUGCCCACUGCCCAACCACUUCCACCUGGACACAACUUGCUCAAAGGCUGGUGACUUGUGGGCCAUUCAUCUACAACCAAGUCCUGAUGGAGCAAGAGGCCCAAGCCUAGGGGAUGCAAGAA
Dama dama (fallow deer) is the source of this 3534-nucleotide messenger RNA. RefSeq names its product septin 3 (gene SEPTIN3). The transcript is spliced from 11 exons. Bases 1 to 2421 code for a protein of 806 amino acids. The record is from RefSeq and is a predicted model, not a curated record. NCBI's taxonomy places the organism in Eukaryota, Metazoa, Chordata, Mammalia, Artiodactyla, Cervidae. Gene Ontology annotation, biological process: cytoskeleton-dependent cytokinesis. Gene Ontology annotation, cellular component: microtubule cytoskeleton; septin complex; septin ring. Gene Ontology annotation, molecular function: molecular adaptor activity; GTP binding; GTPase activity.